Puntigrus tetrazona (Sumatra barb) is the source of this 3683-nucleotide messenger RNA. It is a transcript of the gene gpr4, whose product is annotated as G protein-coupled receptor 4. The transcript is spliced from 2 exons. The record is from RefSeq and is a predicted model, not a curated record. Gene Ontology annotation, cellular component: membrane. Bases 870 to 1964 code for a protein of 364 amino acids. Gene Ontology annotation, biological process: G protein-coupled receptor signaling pathway. Gene Ontology annotation, molecular function: G protein-coupled receptor activity. Lineage: Eukaryota; Metazoa; Chordata; Actinopteri; Cypriniformes; Cyprinidae.
UUUCCUAAAGGUGUGGACCCUGCAAGCACAUCUCGGCAGGGACUGAGCUGGCUCAGUAAAACAAAUGAUAAACGAAAAAAUAUGCGACUGUUUUGAAAGAAAGUUUCAUCAUAUCCAGAUGUCAGUGUUGGCCAGUCAGUGUUUCGAUGGGACGGUCAGCGCUGGAUAACGCGCGUCACGUUUCUCCUCGACCUCCGGGAGCCGCUCACUUUCAGUUUGCGCUCUGCAACUUCGCAAGUGUCUGUCCGCUCGUCCGCCGGCGUGAACAGAAAUACAGACCCUACGGAUGCUUUCGCGUAAACCGUGCUCGGUGUUCGCCCGGAUCCUCGUUUAAAUGAGGGGAACAAGAGAUUUGUGGGGUUCGUCGCCGCGCUUGCUGUUUGGAGAUACGGAGAACAUCACUUCUGUCUCUGGCAUUAUGAAUGUCUCUGUUACUAAAUGACCUGUGGGAACACUAUCAUAUGGAUGUUUUUGGAGACCCCAAAGAAGAUUAAUCAUUGCGUGACCUUCAGAGAUGGAAGUGAAUGUUUCAUACUGCUAAAAAAAAACCUUGACCCACCUGAAACCACUCCAUGGUGAUCGUUUUAUGAGGAUUAAUGGCAUGUUUUCUUGUGGGCACAACUUUGACCUCUGAGCUCUCCUAGAGGUUAAAACACUAAACAUGAAAUGUGGUAGAGACAUGUGACACAUCAGGCCCACCAUGCUAGACCGUAGUGGGCAACAGUGUUACAGUCACGAUACAAUACAUGAAAGCUAAAAGGAAACCUCUUGACUUGCUAAUCUUACUUUUAAACAUGGCUUGAGUUGGGACCGUAGAAGCCUCAGCCAAUUUCGAUGAUUAUAGAAGUCUCUGAGGAAGUGAAGAGACCAUGUGUAACAUCUCAACCUCGUGCAAUGUUGACUCAAACAUAGACCAGUUCUUCCAGCCGGCGCUGUAUAUUAUCGUCAUCGUCCUUGGCUUCCCCACCAACUGCAUGGCCCUGUGGGCCGCAUACAUGCAGGUCAGACAGAAGAACGAGUUGGGGAUCUACUUGAUGAACCUCUCGGUGGCUGACCUCUUGUAUAUAGCCACUUUGCCGCUUUGGAUCGACUAUUUCCUCCACCAUGACAACUGGAUCCAUGGUCAAGUGUCCUGCAAGCUGUUUGGUUUCAUCUUCUACACCAACAUCUACGUCAGCAUCGCCUUCCUCUGCUGCAUAUCAGUGGAUCGUUACUUGGCAGUGGCUCAUCCCCUGAAAUUCGCUAAAGUCCGCAGGAUCAAAACAGCCUUGCUGGUCAGCGUUGUUGUGUGGGUAACAGAAAUAGUGGCCAACUCCGCACCUCUCUUCCACGAUGAGCUUUUCAAGGACCGCUUCAACCACACCUUCUGCUUCGAGAAGUAUCCAAUGCAGGAUUGGGUGGCCGGGAUGAACCUUUACCGCACUUUUCUCGGAUUCUUGGCGCCUUGGGGGGUGAUGCUGGCUGCGUACAGAGGCAUCCUGAGAGCCGUGCGCAGUAACGUUUCCACCGAGCGCCAAGAAAAGGCCAAAAUCAAGAGGCUGGCCCUCAGUUUGAUCCUAAUCGUCCUCCUCUGCUUCGCUCCCUACCACGUGCUCCUGUUGUGGCGCAGCAUGCUCUUCCUCAGCAACCCCUGCGAUUGCCGUGCCGAGGAGAACUUGUUCGGCGCUUAUCAUGUGACUCUAGCACUCACCAGCCUCAACUGCGUGGCGGACCCCAUCCUCUACUGCUUUGUCAAUGAAGGAGCCCGUAAUGACGUAGGCCGGGCCCUGGCCACUCUCUUCGGCCUCUUCCAGCGGGGCCAAAGCCCAGAGGCCCUCAUGGGAGCAUCCAUCACCAUUGAGACGCCUCUGGCUAUGAAGAAGCCCGAUUUCUACAGUGAGGUCAAAACAAAUGCCUAUAAAACUGAUAUUGAAGUGCUCAAAGACGAGUGCCUUCAAAUGACCAUUCUCAGUGUUAAAAAGUGAAGUUAUAUGUCGAUGUAACAUACAGCGGCCCCAUAAAGUGUACACUUAAAACAGAAUUUUUAUUGAAAUUAGCUACAUUUCAAGUGGCAUCUGAAAAUGCUGCUGAGGCUUUUCCUAAAAUGAUUUCUGUGUCUUUUAAAGCCCAAAGUAGACUUUGUUAUUGACACAAACGCUUACGAACACAGGCCCUCAACAUAAGCGCAUUGUGGCGAUUCGUACUUGUCCAGUUUCUACAUUGUUUCUCUCCUGAGGUUAUGACUUAUAUAUUUGUCUUUGUACUUAUCUAAAUUAGAGUUGCAUGCAUCUCUUAACCACGUCACACAAGUGCUUGUCAACGAGAGUGUCUGCUGUUGCUGUUGUUUCAGUUUUUCAGUUUGUUUCUAAUUUACUGUUAAACAUUGGGCUGGGGCAGUGUCGCCACCUUAUGGACAAGCUAAUUACUGCAAAAGAAAAUUAUAUGCAAGUGCAAGCUGCACACAUAUGUAUUAUGAUGAUGAUGAAGUUAUGUAUAACAUUGAUUUUUAGUAGUUGUGUGAAGUUCUCCCAUUAACAUUUAGCAAGCAAAAAGUCUAAAUACUUUUUUAUCUUAAUUUUAAACAAUUUUUUUAUUAUUUACAAGUUAGUCCCCUACCCCUAAAAGAAAAAAAAGGAAAAACGUUUUUUUUUUUUGUCUUUAAUACUGUGUCUAUAUAAUCAAUGCCACUUGGUUUGAUUUUUUUUGUUCAAUGCAAUAACAUUCAGCAUUUAAUGUGGCUUAAAGGGAUAGUUCAGAUCAACAAUUCUGUCAUCAUUUACUCACUGUCAUGUUGUUCCAAACCUUUCUUAGCAGGACACAAAAGAAGAUAUUAUUUACAAUGUCUAUGUUUUGCUCUUGUCCAUAAACUGAAUGUGAAUGAGAUCUGCGUUAUUUUGGACCCCACUGACUUUCGUUACAAAAGCUAGAUUUCAUGGGCAAAAUGUAAACAAUCGAAACAUUCCAUACACUUUUGUGUCGCAUUAAUGAAAACACGUUUGGGACAGCAUAAUAAUGAUUAAAUAAUGACAGAAUUUUACAUUUUAAGUGAACAAAGUGUAAUUACUUUUUGGGGCCGCUGUAUAAGGUCUUUCUGACGAUAACUAUACCAAUACCUAUGUGUACCUCAAGUUCUACCCAGAAACACUGUCUAUGAUAAGAUCUUUAACUCGGAGAUGAGGAUUAAUCAAUGUCAGCAAAAUGCUGAUAUCAAAAAAAUCUCUCUCCUUUUGAAUGUUUUAUAUGUACAUGCCUGCCAUUUGUGUCAGAUUUCGCGGGAAAUAUACUCUACUAUCCUACUCUACUAUUUUGAAACGAUUGCUUGUUUUAAGCAAGCCCAAUUAUUUAUUUCCCCACUGUUGUCACAGUCAACACAAAUACCGUAUGGGCUGUUUUAGGUGUCAUGUCUUAAUAUGCAUCUUAUUACGCUGAAUAAAGUCUUAAUAAGACACUUUAACAAGAGGAGCGUGUUUCUCUCAGCUGUCUCUUGUUUGAUAUACUUUAUGUUCGGUGGCCCACAGAUACCCAAAAUGGAAACUGUUUUCCAAACAAUGGGCUUUGCUGUUGUUUACAUUUUUUCUUCAUUAGUUCUCCAGGUGCCCUAUUUCAGCCUACCAAACUGUAAGUCCUGAAUGUCAGCAGUGAGAAAAGUGCAAUGUAAUGGAUUUGCUGUUAUGCCAAAAUAAAACACAUGAUGUCGGUCGUUC